Osmerus eperlanus (European smelt) is the source of this 8315-nucleotide messenger RNA. It is a transcript of the gene znf827, whose product is annotated as zinc finger protein 827. Gene Ontology annotation, cellular component: nucleus. Gene Ontology annotation, biological process: positive regulation of transcription by RNA polymerase II. NCBI's taxonomy places the organism in Eukaryota, Metazoa, Chordata, Actinopteri, Osmeriformes, Osmeridae. The record is from RefSeq and is a predicted model, not a curated record. The transcript is spliced from 15 exons. The coding region runs from base 410 to 4984 and encodes 1524 amino acids.
AGAGAGAGAGAGAGAGAGAGAGAGAGAGAGAGAGAGAGAGAGAGAGAGAGAGAGAGAGAGAGAGAGAGAGAGAGUGUCUGUGCGCGAGUGUGUAGAGUGUGCGCGAGAGUGUGUGUGUGCGAGUGUGUGUGUCUGCUCUGCUGUUGCUGCCCUUUGAUCCCUGCAUUAGUGUUAGUUAGGGGCUCGGAGACACACACUUACACCGAGAGCAGCCAUAGUCAAGACACGGCAACAACAACAGCACCUCCUCCGCCUGUGUUCCCAUUCCCAACAAUACACUUUAAACCGAGGACAAGCCAGGUGCACGACCAAGUCCCUGCCAUCACUCGCGCCUACAAUCUCAAUGGGAAAAAACCUUUUUUCUUCUUAUCCCUAAAACAACGAGGAGAAUGUGAUAUAAAGGGGGAAAAUGCCAAGGAGGAAGCAGGAGCAACCCAAGCGCCUGCCUUCACAUGUGGACAACGUCGAGGAGGGCGGGCUGGAAGGCGGUCCCGUGGAGGAGGAGGCGAGCUGGUUCGGGAACACCUCCGACGCGCGCUCUGAGUCGUCUUACGGUGAUGCGCAGGACGAUGCGCUGCUCCCCAGGGGCUCUUCCCCCGACGAACGCCAGGGCUUGGCGGCCUCUGGCGACCACGACACCUCCGGCGGCGAGAGCUCUCUGGGCUGCCCCACGCCUGUCCACCGCGCCUCCCUGGAGAUGCUGGGGCUGGACGGCAUGUUCUCGGCCCAGGACACUCUGUCGUCGGUCGUGUCGUCGCUCUACGGCGAGGCGGCCUCCCAAGCCCUGGGGAAACCCCUCAGUAGCAACCUGCGGCGUCUGCUGGAAGCUGGCUCUCUGAAGCUGGAAGCUGGCGAGCUCCUGGGCCGGGCCGUGAGAGGAGGAGGCGGGGGCGAGUCUCCGCCCAUAGGCCUAGCUCCGCCCCUGACCCUCUCCCCCUCGUCCCACCACGCUCAACAGCUAAGUGCUCUUGCCCGGAAACUGGCCAACAACAACAACAACGCCAGCUCUGCCUCCGCCUCGCCCGCCUCCUUGGCGCCAUCAGCCGGUGUGAAGCAGGAGCCCCUGGACCCCUUUGCCUCGGUUGCCACCAGCAACGGCAGCGGCUUUGUCUGGGUGGGUGUGGCCGACAAGUGGCCUCUGGCCGGUUGUUCGGCCAGCGGCUCCAGCCUCUCUCCGGACUCGGCCAUCCAGAAGCUGAAGGCGGCGGCCAACGCCGUGCUCCAGGACAAGAACGCCUUGGCCUCCUCCUCCUCCUCCUCGUCCUCCUCCUCCUCCUCCGCCUCCUCCGCGGUGCCGACCCUUGGCAGCGGGGGCCGCGGGGGGGAAGACGCGGUGCGCUUCGAUGCCUUCACCUCCCCCUUCAGCCCUCAGUCCGCCAGCUCCACCCUCGCCGCGCUCUCCAAGAAGGUGAGCGAGCGGAGCCAGCAGGUGUCGUCAGCGGGGGGCGCUGCCUCCGACCACCAGCCCUCGGCCAGCUCCUUCCUGUCGCUCGUCUCCAUGACGUCCUCGGCUGCCCUGCUCAAAGAGGUGGCGGCUCGGGCGGCGGGGAACCUCUUGGCCGCCGACAAGAAGGAGGCGUCGUCCCCGCUGUCGGUGGCCGUGCUCCAGGAGGACGUCAAGCCCCUGCUGGACAGGAACCAGCAGAAGACGCCCACACCCACCCAGGGGCUGGACCUCCUGCUGCCCUCCACCCCCAAGGGCAGAGCCAAGCCCAGCAGCCAUGCAGGUUCUCCGGAGGAUGUCGGCAAGCCGUUCCAGUGCCCCGUCUGCGGACUGGUCAUCAAGCGCAAGAGCUACUGGAAGAGGCACAUGGUCAUCCACACAGGCUUGAAAAGCCACCAGUGUCCCCUGUGUCCCUUCCGCUGCGCUCGCAAAGACAAUCUCAAGUCCCACAUGAAGGUCCAUCAGCACCAGGACCGAGGCGAGACGUUCCAGUGUGAACUCUGCCCUUUCACCUCUUCGCGCCACUUUAGCCUGAAGCUCCACAUGCGCUGCCACCAGCACUUCCCACGCAACGAGCUGAAGGUCAAGGAGGAGGCCACCACCGACACGGAGGGCGAGGGAUCCCUCAUGGGCGACAGCUGUCCCGGGCCGGGGGACCUGAGAGGGGCGGAGACCUCACCCCUGCACUCCGACGUGGGCCUCCAGGCCUCGCCCCCGGGCGACGGCUCCUCCAACCAUGUCCACAUCAAGGAGGAGCCUCAGGAGAGGGAGCUAUCGGUGCUCUCGCCCUUUGCCCUCUGCCGGGAGCGCCCAGGCAGCAGCACCAACUCCCUGGACCUCUCCGCGGUCGGGGUCGGGGUCGGGGUGAGGUCAAGCCCCAGCGGUCCCACAGCCGCCUCGCUCUUCAGCCCGGACAUCACCACCAAGACGGCCACCGACCUGCUUAUGAAGCUCUCAGCGGCCAAUCAGAAAGAGGCCCUGAAGGCUCCGUUCCAUAUGAAGGAGGAGCCUCAGGCAGAGGAACACCCCCAGACCCACGGCCUGCCAGGUUACUCAGCCUUCUGCCAGGAUGGGGCCCUGGGGGUCGCAGGGGCCCUGGGGGCCACGGAGCGAGCCAGGCCCCUGAAGCCCAGGGAGGGAAGCCCCAUGGCCAAGAACAACCUGCUGAGCCAGGACAUCAACGUCAAGGUGGCCUCGGAGCUGCUGAUGAAGCUGUCAGAGAGCAACAAGGACGCCCACUACCAGAAGAUGGAGGUGAAGGCGGAGCCUAUGGAGGUGGACCCGCCGAGCGACCCGGCGCCCUCUCACCUGUUGGCCUUCAGCACUUUAGCGGCGUGCGAAAAGAGCGAGCCAAUGGCCAGUCUCCCGGAGGGUCUGGCCCGCCCCCAGAAAGACCUCUUCUCCCAGGACAUAUCCGUCAAAAUGGCCUCCGAGCUACUCUUCAAACUGUCAGAAAAAGUGAGCAAAGCCAACGACCAAAAAGAUGGCAACAUGGUUGGAAUGAGCAGUCCGUUUCUGGACGAGCGAUUCAGACAAUCACCCUUCAGCUCGCGCUCCAAGAGCUCCUCCCCCGCAGAGGCCAGCUCGUCUGCCAGGACCAUCCUCCACGAUGCAGAGGAAGGCUGGCGGGAGCCAGGAAACGGAGUGGCCCAGUGGAGUGAGCAGCUGUACCCCUGCCCCGUCUGUGGGAAGGUGUUUGGUAGACAACAGACCCUCUCCAGACACCUGUCUCUACACACAGAGGAGAGGAAAUAUAAGUGUCACCUGUGUCCUUACGCAGCCAAGUGCAGAGCCAACCUCAACCAACACCUCACCAUCCACUCCGUCAAGCUGCUCAACACGGACGCCGAGCAGAUUGUCACGGCCGUCACCAACGACACAGCCGAGCGCAAGAACUGCCCCUACUACUACAGCUGUCAUGUGUGUGGCUUCCAGACGGAGCUGAACGCUCAGUUCGUCAGCCACAUGUCGCUCCACGUGGACAAGGAGCAGUGGAUGUUCUCUCUCUGCUGCAGUGUCUGCGACUACGUCUGCGCCGAGGAGGCCGAGAUGAAGACCCAUGUCAGCGCCGGCCACGCAGGUCUGAAUUCACGAAGCCCCCUGAGUGAGACGAAGAGCACCUCCUCCUCUCUCUCGGCCCUCAGCGAUUCGCUCAACAGCUCAGAGGGCGGAGACGUUGCCCACGGCAACGAGGAACUCAAGAACUUGCUGGCACCGCCUCCCUCCGCAGGCAGCCAAUCCAGCUCCAGCAGCCACUCGGGAUCAGGAAACGAAGAAAAGUCUGAAAAAGGCUUCGAGUGCGUGUUCUGCAACUUUGUGUGCAAGACGCGGACCAUGUACGAGCGGCACCUGCAGAUCCACCUGAUCACGCGCAUGUUCGAGUGUGACGUGUGCCACAAGUUCAUGAAGACGCCCGAGCAGCUGCUGGAGCACAAGAAGUGUCACACCGUCCCCAGCGGAGGACUCAAGUGCCCCUUCUGCAUCUACUCCACCAAUCGGCCGGCGGCCAUGGAGUGCCACCUGAAGACGCACUACAAGAUGGAGUACAGGUGCCGCAUCUGCCAGGCGCUGCGGCCCGACCAGUCGUCGCUGGAGGCGCACGUGCGCGGCCAUCGCCUGGGCAACCACUACAAGUGCGAGCAGUGCGGCUACCUGUCCAAGACGGCCAACAAGCUGAUCGAGCACGUGCGCGUGCACACGGGCGAGCGGCCCUUCCACUGCGACCGCUGCAGCUACAGCUGCAAGCGCAAGGACAACCUCAACCUGCACAAGAAGCUGAAGCAUGCGCCGCGCCAGACCUACGGCUGCCCCGAGUGCCCCUUCGCCACCACGCACCCUUUCGUCUUCAGCCGCCACCUCAAGAAACACCAGGCGGGGGGAGGGGGGGGAGUGGGGGGAGGAGGGGCGGGGGCGGGAGGAGGAGGAGGGGGGGGCGAAGAGGACGAGGAGGAGGCGGCGGAGGAGGAGGUUGAACAGCUGCUCCUGCGUGCCCAGCUGGGGGGCAGGUCCUCCUCGCCCCAGGGGUCCUCCGCGGGGCGGGUCCAGGAGCACUUCCUCCUGGGGAGCGGGGCUGGGGGCGGGAGCAGCGGGGGUAGCGGCAGCAGCAGCCCCAUGAUGAGCCUGACCGCCUCCCAGGCCCUGCAGUCCGUCGCCCUGUCAUUCACCCUGGGGAGGUCCGCCCACCAAGAAGUCCCGCCCCCGGCCUCCCAGCACUACCCGGCCAACACCAACGGAGGCGGGGGCGGCCCCAGCGGCGGCCUCUCCCUCUUCUUCCCUUCCUCCCGCCGCGUCUUCGAGGAGUACAGGAACUGCGAGCGGGCUCACCUGAUCCCCCUCACCACCCUCUUUUCCCAACGCCGUUUCACAUUCCACCCCCCGCCCUCCUCCUCUUCUUCCUCCCAGCACUUGCCCCUCUCCAGACUGCAGAAGUCCACCGGAGCCUCGUCCUUCCUCUCCUCCUCGCCCGCCCUCUCGCCCGCCUCACUCAAACACUCCUUCCUGGCCUACCUGGGACUAACGGAGAGGCUCAAGACCAUGUGACCUCGACCGCCCUCUCUGCUCUCUCCUCCUGUUUCUCCUCCGCUCUCUUCGGCCCUCUCUUAAUGGACAGUGGUGUGAAUGAUCCUUAAUCCACUGCAAUGGGAGAAACUUUCCAAUCAGACCAGCAAAAUAAGCUGGACCAGACAGACUCUAUGGUUGUUAUUGUAGACAGUGGGGGGGGGGACAUUUAUGAGAGAAAAAGGCUGUAUGUGCUCAAAUGCAUUUAUAUCAAAAAGCUGCUUUUCUUAUCUCCUAUAUCGAUUGAAUAAUUAAUACAGUUUUUUUUCCUGUUUUUUGGAAUUUUGAAUGACCUGACCUGGACCCAACUGCAUUAUCAGAAACGUACCCCUUUUUUUUUCUUUUUUUUUUUACGUUUCAGUUUGACUCGGUUGUUUGCCGAGAUAAAAUGUGUAAAGAAACAGAACUUGCAAGUGCUACAUUUUAGUGCAUUUUUGUCUUUUAUGCUACGCAUCAGAAUAGCAUGCCUGCCUCUGUGUUUCCGCUAGCUUUGACGUCAUUUCAGGGGAGCAGAUAUGAAUUACCCAGAAGUGUUAGCGAUAUGACCCCUGGACAGAACCAAUGAAACGGAGCGCUUUUGUUUUGGGGGAAAAAGCUUGUUUCCAAAGCAACGCCUCAAACCACGCACUUAAUUAUUUAUCAAACAUGUACAUAGUUUUGUAGCCUUUCCCCCCUUCUCUCCGCUUUGACCUCUGUUGGUUUUGAAUAAUGCAGAAAUGCUGACUGAUAUCACCUUUGUCUCAGGCAACGGUUGUUGUGGUAGCCCAGCAUGGAUUUUUCAGUCAAUGUCAUACGUUUCAUUCUCUUGGCCCAAUGGCCAAUUAGAACAGCUGUCACUCCUUAACCACCAAUCAGGCCUCAACUCCGACUCCCGAGCCCUAUCUCCAAGCAUAUGUUGCCCAAACAUGUUCUAAAAUUCCACCUAACCAUCAAAACAGACAAGCUGGUUCUACAGCCAUAGUAUGUAAUCAGUCUUAUAUUCCAGGUCAAUGUGGCGGAUGCUAUUCAGCUUCCUUAACUCACACCAGAAGAAGACCAUGGGCCAGCCCAACCCUGAGAUCCAGUGGGUAUCAGUCCUGGCUAUGUAGACGCACCUAUACUUAGAUGAGAAAAUAUGAGUAAACAGUUUUGUGGAGGUGACCGGGGCUCCCUGGGCCUAACCGGCCCACAGCCUCCGGUCACAACAGACCGAUUCAAUGGUGCUUUUGGGGCUUUUUUGUAAUUUUUGUGAAACGAAAAAAAAAAAAAAAAAGAUACGACAAAUAGAAACGAAACUGUUCCAAAAUGACUUGAAUGAAUGUAUGUUUUUCCGUUGAUGUAUCUGAUGAGAGAGUUCUACAGAGGUGUAGCAGGGGCAGCGUUCUGUGCCGAUAAAGAGAACGAGAGGCGUGUCGGUGGCCUUCUGUGUUUAGCGUUGUUUUUUUGUUUCUUGUAUGUUUUCUUUUUUUACUGAGCCUUUUGAUCGUAGGUGGAGAAUUUUCUACUAACAUCCAUUAUGAACCCAUUGUAAAUUAAGGAUAAAAGGCUCCUGUUGGUGCAAUUAAGAAGCGGCCAUUGCUCUUGUUAAGGAUUGUUCUGUGCCGUAGUUUCUGUAAAGCGGGCAGACAUGGUACUCCGUUCCCCCCCCAACCCCCCUUCUUUCUGUAUCGUUGGACUUUUAAUUGCACUUAUAUUAGACACAUUUCAAACCAAAAGCACUUAAGACCUAUCCUUCACUGACAGCGCAAACUAAACCCAUGAGAUGAAAUCAGCUGUAUCGUUCUCUUUUUGAGAUGGUUUGGAAUGUAGCUGAAUCAAACCCCUUGACCUUUUUAGUUUGUAGACAUUUAUGGUUUUACAGAGGUCUUCCUCCGCAAAAUUGGAGAACACAGAUGAAAUACAAAUUGCAUGAAUUAGAAUGCAGAGGUCAAGAUCUCCCCCCUGGGUACCACAGGGCCCAGGCUAAAUUGUGAAAAGCCAAUUUUGCACAUUGUGGCACUUUUGAAUAUGAGAAAUAUGUAUUUAUCCAUACAAAUGGAAAAAUUGAGAAGGAGAGUACCCAUGACACCACGACAGUGUACAUUAGUACAGGCAAGGCUUUAUUUUAAUUUUAUUUCCAUGUUACCCAUAAUUGACUAAGUGGUCUUUAAGCCAAAAUGGUUUAUUAUUUGUAAAGGGAUUAUUAUUAUUAUUAUUAUUCAUUUUUUGUUUGUUUGUUGUACGUAUUAUUUUCUAAUAAUUUGUUAUUGUGUUUAUUUCUUUGUUUUUAUACAAAAUUAAUACAAUAAAUGGCAGUUGAACAGAGAACACGCAUUGUCAAGACCAAAAUAAAGCUUAGAACAGGAUGUGAUGUUAGGAUUCAAUCCGUCACUUCCUGUAGGGUAAUGGUUUUAAAGUACCCCCUCCUGCCCCUGUAAUGAUUUUCCUCAGUUCAUUUUGCUGUGUCAAUGUUGUCAGGCAUGCUGUGCCAGUUGCUGCAUCAUAGGAGUUAAUGGAGCCCUUGUCACCCAACCCCCCCCCCAACCCCAGUCAGACAGCACCCUCUACUAUCUGCAUAAUCUUUUAUACUAUAGUGCCACUUGGUGGAAGGGGACCGACUUUUGAGAAUGAGUCUGACUGGUUUUCAGUGUCCAAGCCUCAAGGAAACGGAGAGAAGUAGAAGAAAUCUAAGAACAGUGAAGACACUGCUCAGUCUGUCCUGCCUUUUAAUACUACAUAUGACACCAUCUGGAAUGGCUGCCGUUUCCCUAGGCUCCCCUAUCUCCUAGUUAGAUGGCAAAAGGCAACAGGGCUCUGAUCUUAGUUCGGAAAACCAGUAUUUCUAAGCACUUAUUUCUACGUUUUAUUAUUAUUUUUGCAUAAUUGUAAGCAGCACACAGUGACUUUUAAUGUUAACCGCGUGACUACCUUUUCAGCACUUCGGAGUAUGCAUGACAUUUGCUCUUCUCUUUCUCUAGUUCUCUGUGCUUCUCUAAUCUCAAAACUAACUUUUUUUGGGUUGCAUUUAGUUGUUAGGAUCGAACUGCACGAUCUACAAUCUGUUAGCUUUAAGUUUGGUUGUAUUUUUAUGACUCGACAAGGCUCAACUGUCUUUCAUUUCGUUUUUCGUUAAUCUUUUGGCACUCAGUAAAAAUGGUAUGUGCUGUAUAAAGCUUUUUAUUACUCCAUUGUUAAGGCUGUACAGGGUUGUUUGUGACGAUAACUGGUAAAUAGACCAUUUGUACCUUUUUUGUUUUUUUUGUAUAUUUUUUUUCUUUGUUUGGCAUUAUUUUAUGUUCAAAUUGCCAGUUCUAAAUGUAACAGGAUUUGAAAGUAAAGCUUACAUCAGAUAUUA